This is a messenger RNA of Rubroshorea leprosula, 1091 nucleotides long. Lineage: Eukaryota; Viridiplantae; Streptophyta; Magnoliopsida; Malvales; Dipterocarpaceae. The record is from the annotation of a GenBank genome assembly.
CAAGGCAUCAAGCCAUCUUCUGUCUGCUCUGCUGCAGAGAUGGCUGCUCUCAAAUCCUCUCUCGUUCAAUCAAUCCCUUUACUUUCCCACAAAACCCUUCAAAACCCUCAUCUCAAUCGCCCCUCUGAGUUCUCUCCUCCAUCAAGAGUUGGUUUUGUGGCUGUAAGGAAGAAUGGGAUUGUUGCAAAGGCAUCAAUGUCAAUGGCUGUGUCGAAUUCCAGCUCUUUGGAGGCUGAUAAGAGCAAGAACAGUGCGAACUCCAUCAUAGUCAUCGACAAUUACGAUAGUUUCACUUACAACCUUUGCCAGUACAUGGGAGAGCUUGGAUGUCAUUUUGAGGUUUACCGUAAUGAUGAGCUAACAGUGGAGGAGUUGAAAAGGAAAAAUCCUAGAGGAAUUCUUAUAUCCCCUGGUCCAGGCACGCCUCAAGAUUCUGGAAUAUCACUGCAAACUGUUUUGGAGCUCGGACCUACUGUGCCUUUGUUUGGUGUCUGUAUGGGUUUGCAGUGCAUUGGAGAGGCAUUUGGAGGAAAAAUAGUGCGUUCUCCUUAUGGUGUUAUGCAUGGCAAAAGUUCUCCUGUAUACCAUGAUGAGAAAGGUGAAGAUGGCUUGUUUGCUGGAUUACCCAACCCUUUCACUGUGGGGAGAUAUCACAGCCUUGUUAUUGAGAAAGAGAGUUUUCCUGUUGAAGCACUUGAGAUCACAGCAUGGACUGAAGAUGGACUGGUAAUGGCUGCUCGACACAAGAAAUACAAGCAUGUACAGGGUGUUCAGUUCCACCCAGAAAGCAUCAUAACACCUGAAGGCAAGACUAUUGUUCGCAAUUUCCUCAAACUGAUAGAGAAGAAAGAGGCUGAAUCCCAGAAUUAAAGCCUCCAUGCUAGAGGGGUUUGGAAUCAUCGUCCCUUUGUUCCUUAUCUUAUGGGAUCCAAAAUCUGUGUUCAAGUCGUGUGUAUGUUCUGUAAUUUCUUGACUUUUCAAAACCUCUAAGGAGGUGAUGUUGAACUUUAAAUAUGGAAUAUUCCUAAUAAUAUAACUGUUGCUCCUAAAAUCCUGUUAGCUAUAUUUCCCAAUAAAAAUUUGAAUGAAGG